Alnus glutinosa is the source of this 1695-nucleotide messenger RNA. RefSeq names its product monooxygenase 1-like. The transcript has 7 exons. Bases 150 to 1484 code for a protein of 444 amino acids. NCBI's taxonomy places the organism in Eukaryota, Viridiplantae, Streptophyta, Magnoliopsida, Fagales, Betulaceae. The record is from RefSeq and is a predicted model, not a curated record. Gene Ontology annotation, molecular function: FAD binding.
AACGUCGUCUCUAUAGACUUAUAUAUAUAUAUAUAUAUAUAUAUAUAUGAUAUGAGUGUAUCCGUACAAGCCGGUGUGAAGAAAAGGGUGGUGUCGAGUGCUUACUGAUAGAGAAAACAGAGCAAGUAGAAGGAAAGACCGAGAUCGAAAUGGAAGGAGUUGAAGAGAUGGAGAUUGUAAUAGUCGGAGGUGGCAUCUGUGGGCUCGCCACCGCACUUGCUCUUCACAGAAAGGGUAUUGCAAGUGUAAUCUUGGAAAGAUCAGAGUCUCUGAGAGCAACUGGAGGCGGUAUUGCUGUUCACACUAAUGGCUGGCGUGCCCUUGAGCAGCUGGGUAUUGCUUCAGAGCUCAGACAAACCGCCCUCACUCUUCAAUUCCUAUCGCAAAAAGUUGUCGAACGACCGUCGGUUGAAGUUCAUUGGACCACAGUCGGAAGUCGCGACCACUGCCUGAGUACAUCAGAUCACAGACAGAUCACUCUUGGAUCUCUUAGCCUUAUGGCACGGACCAUAUGGCUUGAUAGUGGGAAGCAACAAGAAUCACCCGUCUCGGAAGGAGAAGCUCGGUGUGUAGAACGGAGUAAAUUAGUUGAAUUGCUGGCAGCUCAUCUGCCGGUUGGCACAAUUCGGUUUGGAUGCCACAUAAUCUCAAUCAAAUUGGACGCACACACUUCAACUCCAAUCCUUGAUAUGCAUGAUGGAAGCAUAAUUAAGGCUAAGAUUGUGAUUGGAUGUGAUGGAGGCAACUCAGUGAUCGGGGAUUUUCUGGAACUAAAGCCCCCGAAGCUUUUAUCUGCAUGUGCGGUGAGAGGCUUUACAAAUUAUCCAAAUGGGCAUGGAUUUGCCCCCGAAUACAUACGCCAAAAAAAGGGUCAAGUCCUGCUUGGAAGAUCUCCUGUUAAUGACACGUUGGUUUUCUGGUUUGUAGUUCCGCAAGUUUACCCUCAAGAUUCAAAUGUUUGGAAAGAUCCAAAGCUUAUUAGACAGUUUGCUUUGGAGUUAACAGAAGGCUUCCCUACAGAGAUGACUGAGAUGAUUAAUGGCAGUGAUGAGAAUUCACUGUCUCUCACACACCUGAGAUAUCGUGAGCCAUGGGACGUACUAUUGGGAAGGUUUCGGAAAGGAAGCGUGACUGUAGCGGGGGAUGCAAUGCAUAUAAUGGGUCCGUUCCUUGGUCAGGGUGGCUCGGCAAGUGUUGAAGAUGCUGUUGUGCUUGCCAGAUGCUUGGCUCCGAAGUUGCGUGAGGUGAACUUGGAAACAAAUGGAAGGGAGAUGACGGUCGUGCAAAAAGUUGGAGAGGCACUGGACGCGUAUGUGAAGGAGAGGAGGAUGAGACUCGUGUGGUUGUCUACACAAACUUAUCUCAUGGGGAAAUUAUUGCUUGAUUCUUCGCUGUUGCCGGUGAAGUUGCUUACUCUCGUCGUCGUGCUUGCUCUCUUUAGAGACCCAGUUGGUCAUAGUCGAUAUGAUUGUGGCCGCCUUUAAGACCUAUGGCUAAUAAAGUUCCAUUUCCAUGGUUUGCUGCUUUAAUAAUGCUAUAAUUGAAAUAAUCCUGUCUGUUUUCCACUUGCUUGGAGUGUGAGUAAACUGUGUUGUGGCCACGAAUAGCAUAACAAUGUAAAAUGUUAAAUUUGAUUUACAUUUAUGCUAAUUUACUUGAAUAACUUUAAGAGAGACUGCUAAUGAGAACACUAAA